AUGAAGUUGGCAGAGGAUCGAAGAAACCAGAAGAAGCAGUCCACAGAGGCGUAUACCCAGUACAGGCAAACCGUAGUAAGCACAGGACAACAUUCCAACGCAGACGUCUUAUUGCGCCUCCCGGUCAGCGAAGUCAGAGAAUUCGACACAUCGGAGGUCCACUGUCUGCCGAUGGACCAGGAGCUGGAGCAGACGUUACAGCAUUUCCCGGUCAACACCAGGCACAUCGCACAAGCCACUGACAGGGACGCGGUGCUUCGCAGGACAAUAGAAUAUGUCAGGAAAGACUGGCCCAUGAGA
This is a messenger RNA of Gryllus bimaculatus (two-spotted cricket), 300 nucleotides long. Lineage: Eukaryota; Metazoa; Arthropoda; Insecta; Orthoptera; Gryllidae. The record is from the annotation of a GenBank genome assembly.